CAAAAAUUCUAUUGACGAAGCUCGGGAGGGGAUUUUUCGCGCUCGAAGAGGAUGAAAUUGUUUAGUCUAUAAGACAUGCCACAUGGACAUGCCACGUCAGGCGGGAUGGUCGAGCGGGAAGAAGCAGCGGUGGCGCUAGCUUUAUCCUCCAAACUAUAUACCGAAAGAAGAAGGUCGAAGCCAUACAAGCAAAAAUUAAGCGACACAAUUCUCGCUGUUUAGCUAGAGGUCUACCGGUAAACGGACCUCAUUCGAGGCACUGUGACUAACCGCAAUUUUCCGGUGAACCAGUGAGAUUAAGGUCAAUCGGAAGGGCCUGGAAACGGAAUUUGGAGACCUGCAGUCGACUUUCUCUGUUUCGUUGCGCGGAGAUCCAAUUGCAAUUGACCUGAGGUUGCAUCUUUUAGACGUUAGCAAGGUAUUUGAUGAGAUGCCUGACUGAGUCUUGGCUUCUUCACUGGCAUCCAAAAAAUGGGUCUUCAAGGAGCUACAUCCACGCCGCACCUGUUAUGGUUCUUUGGCAUAGCCACCUGCGUAAAGCUCCUCCUCAUCCCCUCUUACCACAGCACGGACUUCGAGGUCCACCGCAACUGGCUUGCUCUCACUCAUUCCCUCCCUCUCUCGCAGUGGUACUCUGACGAGACCAGCCCCUGGACUCUUGACUACCCUCCGUUCUUCGCUUACUUUGAGUUCUUCCUCUCCAUUUUCGCCAACCUUAUCGACCCCCAAAUCGUUCACCUAAAAAAGGGCCUCAACUACAGCUCCAACACGGUGGUUUCGUUCCAGAGAAUCACUGUAAUCUUGUCUGAUUUGUGUAUGUUGUAUGGGGUUUAUAGAUUGACUAAGGAUUUGGAUUCAAAGAGGAGAACUUUGAUCUGGGUAUUGGUCGUUUGGUCCCCAAUGCUUAUGAUUGUGGACCAUGUCCAUUUCCAGUACAAUGGAUUUCUGUUGGGGUUCUUGUUCAUAUCGCUUUCAUAUUUGGAGGAAGGGAGGGACUUGAUGGGUGGGCUUUUCUUCGCGGUUUUGUUGUGCUUCAAGCACUUGUUCGCAGUGGCAGCGCCAGUUUAUUUUGUCUACUUGUUGCGGCAUUAUUGUUGCGGUGGAUUGGUGAGGGGCCUCCGACGGCUUUUGGCUAUGGGGGCGGUGGUCACGGCAGUUUUUGCGGUGGCCUAUGCACCAUUUGUCUAUCAUGGGCAGAUACAACAAGUCCUUCGCCGCAUGUUUCCCUUUGGCAGAGGGCUUUGCCAUGCAUACUGGGCCCCAAAUUUUUGGGUGUUUUAUAUUAUUUUAGAUAAGUUACUCGCUUUUUUUCUUAGAAAGUUUGGGUUUGCCACUCCAACACCAGAAGCUUCAUUCACUGGGGGGCUAGUUGGGGACUCCUCGCCAUUUUCUAUACUACCUCAGAUAACCCCCGUGACGACCUUUAUGAUUGUCUUGCUUGCCCUAUCUCCUUGUCUUAUUAAGGCUUGGAGAGAGCCCCAGCCAGGGAUGGUUACUAGAUGGGUAGCCUAUGCAUACACUUGUGGCUUCUUGUUUGGAUGGCAUGUUCAUGAGAAGGCAUCGCUUCACUUUGUGAUUCCCCUUGCCACUAUUGCGGUGCAAAAUAUGGACAGUGCAAGGCAUUACUACUUGCUAUCCAUUGUAUCCUGCUAUUCAUUAUUUCCUCUUCUCUUUGAAGUCCGAGAAUAUCCAAUUAAAGUACUCCUUCUGCUGUUAUACUCCAUUAUAAUGUGGCUAGUAUUUUCUGCGAAAUUCACUGAUGGUGAAGAAGCUAAAGCAACCGCACCCAUAAAGAAAGAAGCUGGUCACGUGGCUGCCAAGAAAGGAGGCUUUCUUAUCAGGGGUAUUGAGAAGAGUUAUCUGGUUGGUCUUUUGGUAGUUGAGAUAUGGGGCCAGCUUUUACAUUCCAUAUUUUUUGGUGAAAGGCUUCCUUUUGUUCCCCUUAUGCUGAUCUCUAUAUAUUGUGGAUUAGGGAUCGUGUACUCUUGGAUUUGGCAGUUAAGAUGGAUCAUUAGAUCCCCGGAGUCGUAAUUUUUUAUUUUUUAUUUGGAUACAUUGGGAAGGCCGGAAGGGGGUUUGAAACUUUGAACCCAUGAUCUCUAUUUUGGAGAUGCGGGUCUUGUGCCAUCAGGACACAUGCUGUUGGCCACAGUCAUAAUUUCUUGUUUAUGUUGGAUACAUGUAAGAUGACAUGCAAAAUUGGAUUUUUUUUUUUUUUUCUUUA
Messenger RNA from Carya illinoinensis, 2224 nucleotides. RefSeq names its product probable dolichyl pyrophosphate Glc1Man9GlcNAc2 alpha-1,3-glucosyltransferase. The record is from RefSeq and is a predicted model, not a curated record. The transcript has 4 exons. Gene Ontology annotation, molecular function: dolichyl pyrophosphate Glc1Man9GlcNAc2 alpha-1,3-glucosyltransferase activity. Gene Ontology annotation, biological process: protein N-linked glycosylation. The coding region runs from base 472 to 2031 and encodes 519 amino acids. Gene Ontology annotation, cellular component: endoplasmic reticulum membrane. NCBI's taxonomy places the organism in Eukaryota, Viridiplantae, Streptophyta, Magnoliopsida, Fagales, Juglandaceae.